Molecule: messenger RNA, 1575 nt
Organism: Petromyzon marinus (sea lamprey)
Lineage: Eukaryota; Metazoa; Chordata; Hyperoartia; Petromyzontiformes; Petromyzontidae
Gene: NGDN
Product: neuroguidin
Biological process (GO): maturation of SSU-rRNA from tricistronic rRNA transcript (SSU-rRNA, 5.8S rRNA, LSU-rRNA)
Cellular component (GO): nucleolus; small-subunit processome
Source: RefSeq, a predicted model, not a curated record
GAGGUUAAAAACCUCUGGUCUGGUAAGGCGUGCUGGACGCGCUCGGCACCACGUUGCGCACCACUCCAGAGGCAUGGCGGCGAACACGGCAUAUCCAGACAAGGACGUCAAGGAGGCGUUAAGCCUCUUGAAGUCGCUGAAGGAGCAGGUGACCAGUGUUACAUCGCACAUUCAAGGGCUUCGGAAUAAAUGCACGAGUGAAGAUUUUGACAUGUCCAAGGGGCUGAGUUUAUUGGACGUUAAGAACCAGAUGCUGCUCACCUACCUGAUGGACCUGACUUUUGUGAUGCUUAAAAAAGUGGAAGGACAGACGUUGGUAAAUGAGCCGGCGAUCUUCCGCUUGGUGGAAGUAAGAACUGUGCUGGAGAAGAUGCGUCCUGUAGAACAGAAGCUACGCUACCAGAUUGACAAGCUGGUGAAGACCACACUCACUGGCAGCAUGGGAGAGAAUAACCCACUGAGGUUCAAGCCUAACCCUGACAACAUGGUUAGCAAGCUGGGUGAUGAGAAUGAUGAAGACGGUGAAGAAGACGAUAAGACAACGAAGGAAGAUGAGAAGAAACAAAAUAGAUAUGUCCCUCCGCACAUUGCAGCAAUGCCCUACAACCAGGAUGACACGGAGGCGGACCGGCAGCGGAAGCGCUUGGUGGACGCGCGGCGGCGUGCGCUGAGCAGCUCUGUGAUUCGUGAGCUGCACGAGGAGUACUCGGAGGCGCCUGAGGAGAUCCGCGACGGAUACAACAUGCACCGCAUGCGCCACAGCCGUGAGGACCAGCACAGAAAGGAGUAUGAGGAGGCGAUGAUGGUGCGUCUCAACGUGCCCAAAAAGGAGCAGCAGAAGAGGAAGCGCGCCUUGGCCAUGACGUCGCAGCUGGACUCGCUCACACACUUUGGCGACAUCAGUGCGCUGACCAGAGAUCAAACGCUGGGAGAGGACGAAGAUGAGAGGCCUCACAAGAAAAAGAAGAAAGUACUUAAAAAGAAGGGAAAGAAAGGUUUCCGGCGGAGGCACUGAAGGGGAAGUUAUUUGGAAAUUUCCAUUUUCACGUCCAGAAAUAUUAACGUGUUGACGCAAACAGUCCACCACCAGCUGCAUUAUUAUGAUCAAGGCUUCACCCCCCCUGUUUCCUAUGCAUACGUACAUUGUCAGUAGACCCCUCAUACGCAAGCGUACGCAUUUGAGUUAACCCCCCUUCCACGCGUACGUACUAAAUGGAUGGCCCCUUACCUUGUUUUUAGACUGAUUUGAUUUGUGACGCAACGUUUUUUUUAGGUGACUGCUACCCAUUGUUAGAUGCCAUUCUUUUAAAAAGUAGUUUUCCUUCAACCUAACAUAUGAAAUUAAAUAAUUUAUUUGCUUAUGUUUGUCAAGACACUAACGAAAGUAAAAAAAAAUUCGUUUGUCUGGAAUUGUGUUUUAUGUACAAGAAAAAGUAAAAAUGUUUAAGAAUAAACCAAUAUGAAAAUAACUUUCUUUGAGAGCCAUGGUUUUUUGGAUAAUACAAUAAACCCUCUAUUUGCGAGGUGUUACAUUCUUUAAAACGAUGACUGCAAUAAAUAAUACUUAAAGAACAA